Messenger RNA from Pectinophora gossypiella (pink bollworm), 3107 nucleotides. RefSeq names its product coatomer subunit gamma-like (gene Copg1). Gene Ontology annotation, molecular function: structural molecule activity. Gene Ontology annotation, cellular component: endoplasmic reticulum; COPI vesicle coat; Golgi membrane. The record is from RefSeq and is a predicted model, not a curated record. Lineage: Eukaryota; Metazoa; Arthropoda; Insecta; Lepidoptera; Gelechiidae. The transcript has 2 exons. The coding region runs from base 95 to 2689 and encodes 864 amino acids. Gene Ontology annotation, biological process: intracellular protein transport; organelle transport along microtubule; protein secretion.
GGCGUACAUGAAGCAAUGAAGUCAGUCAUGAAGUUUACAACUUAUCAGUGAUAGUGAGUGACGCGUAUUAGAAAAUUUAAUACAGAGGUAAAACAUGAGUUCCUUUCGACGCGACAAGAAAGGAGAAGAUGAUGGAGGUGUCAACGUAUUCCAAAAUCUUGAUAAAACAACGCUGUUACAAGAAUCAAGGUACUUCAACUCGACUCCCGUUAACCCCCGAAAAUGCAUCCAUAUCUUGACAAAGAUCUUGUAUUUACUGAAUCAGGGAGAAAAGUUGACUACGCAGGAAGCUACGGAUAUAUUCUUUGCGACUACAAAGUUGUUUCAAUCAAAGGAUGUAGUGUUGCGAAGGCUGAUGUACUUGUGUAUAAAGGAGCUGAGUGGCAUGGCUCAGGACGUGAUUAUUGUAACUUCGUCGUUGACUAAAGAUAUGACGGGGAAAGAGGAUUUGUAUCGCGCUGCAGCUAUUCGUGCGCUAUGCAGUAUAACAGACAGCACCAUGCUGCAGGCCAUCGAGCGCUACAUGAAGCAGGCAAUUGUUGAUAAGAACCCGGCAGUGAGCUCUGCCGCUCUCGUUUCUGCGCUGCACUUGUCUGCCACCGUGCCAGACCUCGUACGCCGCUGGGCUAAUGAAGCACAGGAGGCAGUGAUGUCAGACCAUGUGAUGGUAUCCUAUCAUGCCCUAGCAGUGGUCGCCAGCGCUCGCAAGAAUGAUCGCCUAUCUACAGUCAAGCUUGUGACCAAAUUAGCUCGCACACCACUGCGGUCACCAUACGCUCUUUGCCUGCUCAUUCGUUAUGCUGCCAAACUUGCCGAAGAAGAUCAAAGUGAUUCAUCAGAACAGUAUAUUGAAUUUAUUGAGUCUUGUCUUCGUCAUAAAUCUGAAAUUGUGGUGUAUGAGGCUGCACAUGCUAUUAUAAGUUUGAGAAAAACGGUCAGAGACCUGGCCCAAGCAGUUUCAGUACUGCAGAUUUUCUGUGGCUCCUCUAAGGCAACACUGCGCUUGGCUGGUGCUCGUACUCUUGCUAAACUUACAGCCAAACAUCCCAGUGCUGUUGCUGCUUGUACAGUUGAUCUAGAGAAUUUAAUUUCGGAUCCUAAUCGAUCAGUGGCAACCCUCGCUGUUACGACUCUUCUUGCCACUGGCGCUGAAAGUUCCAUUGAUCGUCUGAUGAAACCUAUGGCCAGUUUCAUGUCAGAAAUAUCAGAUGAAUUUAAGGUUAUAGUUGUGCGCGCAAUUCGACGUCUUUGCUCGAAAUAUCCUCGCAAAUAUCAAACCUUAGCUUCCUUCUUAGCAGGGAUGCUUAGAGAUGAAGGAGGACUACAGUAUAAAACUGCAAUUGCUGAUGCAAUUAUUGCACUGAUAGAAGAAAAUCCCGAUGCCAAGGAGACAGGUUUAGCCCACCUUUGUGAAUUUAUAGAGGAUUGUGAGCAUACAUCCCUUGCCGUCCGCAUACUGCAUGUUCUGGGGCGCGAGGGCCCAAGAGCGCGCCAACCAUCAAGAUACAUCAGAUAUAUUUACAACAGAGUAAUAUUGGAGUCAGGUCCCGUACGAGCCGCAGCUGUGACUGCUGUCGCUCGAUUUGGUGCAGCUAGACCAGAGCUGCUUCCUAAUAUCAGAGUUCUUUUGUCGCGAUGCCAGUUAGAUGAAGACGACGAAGUUCGCGAUCGAGCUACGAUCUACAGCGCAAUAUUGGAUUCUGGUAAUCCUGAAAUUUUAGAGGAAUACAUCCUCAACGUUCAAGUCCCUAAUGUGGUUCUCCUUGAAAGAGCACUUCAUGAUCAUCUUGAAACUUUCCCUGAUGAACCAUUCAACAUAUCUGCUGUACCGACAGAAGAGGAGCCUCAGGAAGCCAAGGAAGCUCCAGCUGAAACUGAAAUUACACGCAAGCCUGUUAUUUCACUUGAAGAACAGUAUGCAGACCAAUUAAAGGUUAUUCCUGGUAUUGAAAAGCUUGGACCACCUUUCAAAACUUGUGAGGCAGUUGACUUGACUGAACCAGAAACAGAAUACCGAGUGCGUUGUGUUAAGCAUAUCUUUGCUCGCCAUUUGAUUCUACAGUUUGAAUGUUUAAACACACUAAGCGACCAAAUGUUGGGGAGGAUACAUGUUCGUUUAGAUCCACCAGCUGGCUACAAAAUGCUUGGUGAAGUGCCGUGUGAUCAACUGGUGUACGAUAAACAAGGGAGCGCGUUUAGCAUUUUAGAGUUUCCUGAAAAUCCUAUAGAAACUUUGGGUGCAUUUGGCGCAACUCUAGAGUUUACAGUACGCGAUUGCGACCCAACAACAGGAUUACCUGACUCUGGUGAAGGUUAUGGUGAUACAUAUCCGAUAGAAGACGUAGAGAUUGCUUGUUCUGAGCAAUUCCGAAUGCGGCCAGCCUCAGAAGAUUGGGAUGCAUCUUGGGAGAGAGCGGCUAAUGCCGCUGAAGCAUGUGACACGUUUGGCUUAGCACAGACUGACGUUGGCGAAGCAGCCAAAGCAGUGUGUGAACAUCUGGGUCUACCUAAGUCUGCAAUUGCAGGUGAUGCAGUUAAAGAUAUAAGAGGAGGUGGUUUGUGGCGUGGCGGAGUGCCAGUUCUUGUUAGGGCGCGGCUAGUGGCUGCUCAGGGCAUUGUCACCAUGCAACUGUCAGCCCGUUCUCCUCGAGAAGAUGUUGCUACUCUUCUUCUAGCCGCCGUUGGAUAAGUAGCUGUUUUUAUCUUGUUUUUCAAACUGUCCACCUUGUGCCUUCUUAUCAAGUUAGACUAAAUUUUAAAAACAGAUAAAUAAAUAAUAUAGAGAUGCCUAUACAUAGCCUAUAAAUAACCUGUCUUUUAGAUUUUUUUUUCGUGCUGGUAUUGUGUGGAUAACUGUACGUCAACAACUUUGUUGCGUUUAUUAUUUUUUCCAUCGAUUAACUGUUAACGUAAAUGUUCGAAGUUCGAACUGUUUAUAAAAUACUUAAACGAACUCAAUAUUUUAAGCGAAAGAUAUUCACACACACAGAUUACUAUUCCAUGUUUUUCUUUAAAAAGCUUCAAGAAUACAGAUUGUUUUACUAACGUUUUACUAUUAGUUAUUGUAAUUACUGUCAUUGAAUUUAAUAAAGAAUGUAAAAUUAUAA